UGGUUUGGUAAGCCUUGGCUGCAGUCUUGCAAAUGCGGCGACAUGGGACGGUGACUUGCGCCGCACUGGGACUCUAAGUCUUCUGCUCUGUUUGGAUAGCGCCGGAGUUUGCCGGCGAGGCUCCUCCUCCUCCUCCUCCGGGAUCCCAUCCCCGAGGAAGCAGGUUGCUCCGCUUUUUGCCUUCUCCCGCCCUGCAAUCUGGGCCCCCACCAGCAGUCGAGGCAACAGCAGCCGCCGCCGCCGCCUCUCGGGUGUGAGUUGGAGCCAUGUGACUUGCCGGUGAGUUGGGGCGUGCGAUUGCCUCCUGCUUCAGAGCUACCUGAUCCGAAUACUAAGCAGAGCGAGCUGCCGAGGCUGCCUUCCGCUUGUGACACUCCGGAGAAGGAGCCGCCGCCGCCACUGCAGAGAGCGAGCGAGGGGUGCCCAUUCCAAAGGCGACGCCGAAGAUGGAGAUUAAAGACCAAGGAGCGCAAAUGGAGCCGCUGCUGCCCACGAGAAAUGAUGAAGAGGCAGUGGUGGACAGGGGUGGAACACGCUCCAUUCUCAAAACACAUUUCGAAAAGGAAGACCUGGAAGGUCACAGAACUUUGUUCAUUGGAGUUCAUGUGCCACUGGGUGGAAGAAAAAGUCAUCGACGUCAUAGGCAUCGUGGACACAAACACAGAAAGAGAGACAGGGAACGAGAUUCAGGAUUAGAAGAUGGAAGAGAGUCUCCUUCAUUUGACACCCCUUCACAGAGGGUACAGUUUAUUCUUGGAACAGAAGAUGACGACGAGGAGCACAUUCCUCACGACCUCUUCACAGAGCUUGACGAAAUGUGCUGGCGUGAAGGAGAGGAUGCUGAGUGGAGGGAGACGGCCAGGUGGUUGAAAUUUGAAGAAGAUGUUGAAGAUGGAGGAGAGAGGUGGAGUAAACCAUACGUUGCCACUUUGUCACUUCAUAGCUUGUUUGAGCUGAGAAGUUGUAUCCUCAAUGGCACUGUGCUGCUGGACAUGAGAGCAAAUUCUUUAGAAGAAAUUGCAGACAUGAUUCUGGAUCAGCAAGUAAGCUCAGGACAACUCAGUGAAGACUUUCGUCACAGAGUGCAUGAAGCUUUACUCAGACAGCACCAUCAUCAGAAUCAGAAGAAGCUAAGCAACAGGAUCCCCAUAGUCAGGUCCUUUGCUGACAUCGGCAAGAAACAAUCUGAACCUCAUUCCAUGGAUAAAAAUGCAGGUCAGAUUGUGUCCCCACAGUCUGCACCAGCCACAAUUGAAACAAAAAAUGAUGUGAGCAGAGAAAACAGCACUGUUGACUUCAGCAAGGGACUAGGAGACCAACAAAAAGGGCAUAACAGUAGUCUAUUUGGGAUGAAACAAAGACAUGAAAAAGGACAUCUGCAUCAGGAAGAGAGAGAGAGAGAGGUUGACCUGCAUUUCAUGAAGAAGAUUCCUCCUGGAGCUGAAGCUUCAAACAUAUUGGUUGGUGAGCUUGAGUUCCUGGACCGUGCUGUGGUUGCUUUUGUGCGAUUGGCUCCUGCGGUGCUGCUCUCAGGAUUAGCGGAAGUUCCGAUUCCCACAAGAUUUUUAUUUAUUCUUCUGGGACCACUAGGAAAAGGCCAACAGUACCAUGAGAUUGGCAGGUCAAUUGGAACUUUAAUGACCGAUGAGGUAUUUCAUGAUGUUGCCUAUAAAGCUAAAGAUCGUAGUGACUUGGUUGCUGGGAUUGAUGAGUUUCUUGAUCAGGUGACAGUUCUUCCUCCUGGAGAGUGGGACCCAACCAUUCGUAUAGAGCCUCCCAAAAAUGUUCCCUCUCAGGAGAAACGCAAGAUUCCAAGUGUGCCAAAUGGAACUGCAGCUCAUGGAGACCCAGAGCCACUUGGAGGGCACUCAGGACCAGAAUUACAGCGUACCGGCAGACUUUUUGGGGGCUUGAUUUUAGAUAUCAAGAGAAAAGCGCCAUUCUUUUUGAGUGACUUCACAGAUGCAUUCAGCUUGCAGUGUCUAGCUUCAUUUCUCUUUCUCUACUGUGCUUGUAUGUCUCCUGUUAUCACAUUUGGCGGUCUACUGGGAGAAGCAACUGAUGGUCGGAUAAGUGCAAUAGAAUCUUUGUUUGGUGCAUCUAUGACUGGAAUAGCCUACUCACUCUUCGGUGGGCAACCUCUUACUAUACUAGGUAGCACGGGGCCAGUUUUGGUAUUUGAAAAGAUAUUAUUCAAAUUUUGCAAGGAAUAUGGAUUGUCUUAUCUUUCUUUGAGAGCUAGCAUUGGUUUAUGGACUGCAAUUUUAUGUCUCAUCCUUGUUGCAACCGAUGCAAGUUCCCUUGUUUGCUACAUUACUCGGUUUACAGAAGAAGCGUUUGCAUCACUUAUCUGCAUCAUUUUCAUUUAUGAGGCCUUAGAAAAGCUCUAUCAUCUCAGCGAGACAUAUCCAAUCAACAUGCAUAAUAGUUUGGAACUAUUGACACAAUAUUCGUGCAGUUGUGUGGAGCCAGACAACCCCAGCAAUGGUACUUUGCAAUACUGGCAGUCCCAGAACCUCACUGCAUCUGAUAUUGCUUGGGGAAACUUAACCAAGACACAAUGUUCGACGUUACAAGGGAGCUUUGUAGGAAGAGCCUGUGGACAUCAUGGUCCUUACGUCCCAGAUGUUCUCUUCUGGUCAGUCAUCUUAUUCUUUUCUACAGUUACAUUGUCAUCCACAUUGAAGCAGUUCAAGACCAGUCGAUAUUUCCCAACCAAGGUGCGGUCUGUGGUGAGCGACUUUGCUGUCUUUCUAACCAUACUUUCCAUGGUUUUAAUUGACUAUGCCCUUGGGAUUCCAUCACCAAAACUUCAGGUUCCAAAUGCUUUCAAGCCCACCAGAGAUGAUCGUGGCUGGUUUAUCACACCUCUGGGUCCCAAUCCUUGGUGGACAGUGCUAGCUGCUGUAAUUCCAGCUCUACUUUGUACAAUUCUGAUAUUCAUGGACCAGCAGAUUACAGCUGUUAUUAUAAACAGAAAAGAACAUAAGCUAAAGAAAGGCUGCGGAUAUCACCUGGACUUGCUGAUGGUGGCUCUUAUGCUGGGAGUCUGCUCUCUUAUGGGACUGCCAUGGUUUGUUGCUGCCACCGUCCUCUCCAUUUCUCACGUGAACAGUUUGAAGCUGGAGUCUGAAUGUUCUGCUCCGGGAGAACAGCCCAAAUUUCUUGGCAUCCGGGAGCAAAGGGUCACAGGACUCAUGAUAUUCGUCCUUAUGGGCUCAUCAGUGUUUUUGACUAGUGUACUUAAGUUUAUUCCCAUGCCAGUGCUUUAUGGUGUAUUUCUUUAUAUGGGUGCCUCAUCUCUAAAAGGAAUUCAGCUCUUUGACAGAAUCAAGUUAUUCUGGAUGCCAGCCAAACACCAGCCAGAUUUCAUCUACCUGAGGCACGUUCCUCUUCGAAAGGUCCACCUCUUCACAGUAAUCCAGCUGAGCUGCCUUGUGCUACUAUGGGUUAUCAAGGUUUCAAGAGCGGCAAUUGUGUUUCCUAUGAUGGUCUUAGCAUUGGUGUUUGUCAGAAAACUCAUGGACUUAUUUUUCACCAAACGUGAACUGAGCUGGCUGGAUGAUUUGAUGCCAGAGAGCAAGAAAAAGAAACUAGAAGAUGCUGAAAAGGAGGAGGAACAAAGUAUGUUAGCAAUGGAAGAUGAAGGAGCUGUCCAGUUGCCACUAGAAGGGCACUACAGAGAUGAUCCAUCUGUAAUUAAUAUUUCUGACGAAAUGUCAAAAACAGCUGUCUGGAAGACACUCUUGAUAUCAUCAGAAAAUACCAAGGAUAAGGAGUCCAGCUUUCCUUCUAAAAGCACUGAAAGCCGAAGAGAGAAGAAAGCUGACUCAGGGAAAGGUGUGGACCGUGAGACUUGUCUAUGACUUGCUCUUCAGUUUAUUUUUACAAACAAAUGCGAGGAGUGCCACAAUCAUAACUAGACCUGAUAUGAUCAUGUCAUUGUACCACCUGUCCCUCCAUCCAAAGUAGCACUGGUAAUGUAAGUAGUGCAAUCUAUGCUUCAGUUCACUGUCUGUUCAUCUGCUCUGGCCAUAAUCCAUGCAGAAAUCAGCCAUAGCCAAUGAAAUGGAUCUUGCACUUUCCUUGCUGGGUUCCAGCCAUCUGAACCCAUGUCAUCCAUUCAAGAAGUGAACGACGUUUUCUUUCAAAUUUCUCUCUCAGUAGGUCUGGACUGUAUUUUCCUACUUUGGCUGUGUGAUUUAUUUUCAUAGCAUUUCCAUUUCAGAAAACAAAAAAACGAACUUGAAACAGCCCCCAAUUCUUUUUAUAGCUUAGCUUUCAGCCUGCUAUUUCAGAAGGCCGAUGAUAAGAAAGAAAUGUUAGUUUUAGAGCUAUUUUUAAAUGUGGAAUGGCUCGAUCCUGCAAACACUUCACCACAAGAAUGAGUUUUUCCCAGUUUAAAAUCAUGGCUUUGAGGUGUGUGUGUGUGUGUGUGUGUGUGUGUGUGCGCGCGCGCGCGCGCGUGUGUGUGUGUGAUUUACAGGAUCAGACCCUAUAUUUGUGCAAUUUUCCCUUGAUUUAAUACUGGAUAUUUAAUAUUUAAAUUUAUAUGUGACUGAAAAUAUAAUAUAUAAAGAUAUAUAGGAUAUAGUUAAUAUUCUCUCAUCUUGUUUGGAACAGUCACAUCCACUGAUGUGCAAUAUCCAUACAGUAUUUGUUGUGAAUGCAAGCUGUUAUUAUCAUAUCUUAUACUGUACUGUACUAAACGUUGCAGUGGUGAUUCCAACAGCUGCAUUGUGGUGGCAAAUAAUCCACAUUUUUUCUAGCUUUCUGGAUUAUAAACCUUGACAAAUGUGUGCAGUAAGAUUUUUACCCUUCCCACCCAGGGUGAUUGGUGGGACCACUGCUUGAAACCUCUGAAUACUGCCCUUAAAUUCCUACAUGAUGAUAUGCAUUUGUCUGGUCAUAGCCAAGUAUUGAUUUUAUCCAGAUAUAAAUCCUACAUAUAUAUUUUGCUAGAGGGCUCUUUUCAUUGUUUCAUCAACCACUGAGUUCUGUGGGGGAAAUUUAAGGAUGUGCUUAACCCUCCCAUUGAUACAGAGUAACAUGUAGUAUACCUUUGAUUUAUUAGUGACUGAAAUAUGCUUAGGAAUAUACUCUUUAUUCCACACUUCAAAUUAAGCUUGAGGUCAUGAAUUGGAGUUUUGGCACUGAUUUUAGAGGGCCAAGUUCUUGCCAUGAAGCCCCUGCUUUGCAAAAACCUGUGCUUGGCCUUUGAUAUGGAAAUUCAGUCCAACUGCUCCUGCCAACAAAGGCAAGCAAUGAAACAUGUUUGGACCUCAGACCCUUUUUUAUAUUUGCCAUAAUAGGUUUCUAUGAUGGUCCUAAGAUUUUAUUAUUUCGUCAAAGAACAGUUUUUAAUGAAUGAGCACAAUAAGAUCAACUCUUGGGCAGAAUCCAUCCCUUCCGCACAUGCAACUGCACAUGCAGGAAAGGAUCACUGUUCAUUGGUUUUUCUCCUGCCUUCUCAUUUCCUGAUCAAUUUCACAUGAGGAGGUGCCUAGUGCCACUUGUGUGGUAGUUGUUACCUUCCUUUGGCAGGCGGGCAAGUCUACCUUCCUUAUGCAUAUUCAGCCACACCGUCUCUCCCCAUAGCCAUGUGCAUAGAUGAUUCAUGCUUGGAACAUGUGUAGUUUGUGCAUGCAGCCUUGAAGAGGAGUGGGACAGCUGGGUCUUCAUAGGGCAGAUGUACAUGGUUCACCCAUUGAAGGUAGUAGAUUGAGGACUUUGCUGUGUGUCCCGUGCUACACACUCUCAGCCAAAGAAGUGGGGGGCGGUAUUAUGCAUGUGUGGGAGAAGAUGGAUGGUGUCCCUGGGAUUCAAAUAGAAGUGGAACAAUGACAAACAUUUUACCCAUUUUUCUAUGUGUCUUUAUUUUUAAACUUUUUAGGGGGGAAAUAGUAGUAUACUACAUAAAACCAGAUCUUCUCAAUGUGCCAGUGCUGUAGACUACCAGGAACAAACAUCUGUGCUAUUUCACUUUUGAGGGCUUUACAACCUAUCUCUGAAAUCUGUUUUUUACUCUAAAAUUGCCCUAAAUAGUAUAAUAAUCACCUCAACUGUGAGAUUGUGCAUGGCUCUAACAGUAAACAGAGUGGCUUGUGCCAACAGAGCUUAGGGAAUUUAGUGGAAAGUGAAAAUCAACCCCAUUGACAAUCCUUUGUGCAUCAAGGUGUACAUGGAGUUCAUUCUUCCAUGUGCGGAACUGAGCUCUCAGUCAACAUGAACAAGAUAUCCUGUGUGCGUGGGAAUGCCAGGUAUUCACUGUGGUGUUUGGUUCUCUUUCAUAAAGCUGCUUUUAUAGUUCUCUUGGCUGAAUUCCAUGGCCUCAAGUGUGUACAUGUUGCGCAUGGACAUGUGACAAAAGCCAGGAGCGGACAUCAUGCACAGUGGAAGAGCGGCAUGAGGGACCCACCGGGGCUGAUGCACAACAUGAAAAGCAGCCCCCACGGUGUUGCAGAGGUGGGGCGUUGUGCAACCACCUAAAACAGCGCACAGGCACUUAUGUCAUGCUGCUCCCAUUGCUCCCAUUAGAAGUAGUGCUGUAAAAGUGCCCACAUGUUGUUUAGGUCAUUGUGCAACUUCUGGCCUCUGCAGCACCACCAGGGCUGCCUUUCCCUUUGCACAGCAGCCCCAGUGUGUCCCUGAUGCUGGUGUGCCACGCUGUGGGAUCUCAGCCAGGGAUUCCCCAGGACUUGAAAAGGCGUGGUUUCUCUGAUAAAAACAACUCCAAAAUGGCUAACCACUUUGGCACAUCUGAUCAAUGCCGUUUAGACAAAGGAUGCUCCAGCUCACUGUGGACCCUGCUGGUUCAACAACUGACAGAGUAACCCUCAGCAUAGGUACCUACAGUGGGGGUUUGGGUGUGUUCUGAGGGAAACUGACCUGGUCUUUCAUUUGGGGACUCCCAUACUUCUGGUUGACCCUGCAUUGCCCAACCAGGAGCACUUAUCCAUUAAACCUUCAAAAUAUAUCUGCCAAGUAGGGUAGCAUGUAGCGUUUAUUCCAACUUUGUAGCUAGAAAACUGAGGUGGAGGAAACUGUGGCUUGCCAAAGGGUGCUCAUCAACAGUUGCAGCCCAUGCGGAGAUGUGCAGCACACUUCCUGGCUGCUAUCAGUGAGAGAUGAAUGGGCCAUCUCAGGCAGUACAAGUUUUGCUUCUGGCUCGACAGGUGAACACCUGUGUAGGCCACUAUAGGUAUAUGCACAGACUCAGAACCCCAGCUCUAACUCUGCAGUGGUAGCUGUAGUAAGCUGUCCUCGGUAGGGUGGCUGUGAAAUGCACCACAUACACACCUGCUCAGAAUGAGGUUGUUCAGUGACUACUAGGUUCUGGCUGUCCUGUUCCGUAUGCCUUGUAUUUCAUACACUAGAUCACACCAGCGACUCUUGUGCCAAAACAGGGCUAAGGCUGCAGUCCAUGUGUGCUCACUCGGGAGCAAGACUCAUUGGACUCUGAUUCUGUGAGACUUACUUCAGACCUGCAUCAGAUGCACUGAACAGUAGAUGGACAUAAUAAACAGCAUUGCUUCUAAGGUUGAUUUUGGUCCACAGAUUCUUCUCUUAAAAUGUUCUUCUUAGCAUCAUCCAAAUAUUCAGAUUCGUAUUAUGCUGAUAUUACCACAUACAAAGAAAAGACUUACAUUGAAUAAAAAUGCAUUUAUGAAUUUAGAUAAAAGUACGCUGCAAGAUAAAAAUGCUUUGUUAUUGUACUUGAUGAUCCAUUGUAACAUUCCAGUUGUUUGAAGGUGAGUCUAGUAUAGCAAUGCAGGGCGAGUUUGUUCCUGGAAAGAGACUGCUGGUGUUUUAAUAAGUUGCUGAUAUUCUGUAUCUAGGUGAUCAAAGAGAAUUAGAAAUCUCAUCUGUCUAGCUUUCUGGAUGCUAUGAAAUCAAUGUAUUCAAUUACAUUCUGCAUUUAUGUUCAGUAUUUUUGAGUAUUUUUUUUACAGUUAUUCUGUUUUUGUGUGAAUUUCAAUGUUACUUCAAUGCUAAUCCCAACGUUUUGAAAUUACAACAAAAGGAGAGUAAAAUGCAAUGAUAGUGUUAUAUUUACUUUUAAUUUCAUAUUUCCUGGUCACAAUUGCUGAAUUUCUUGGACGUAAUUUAUUACAAAGUUUAAGUAAUGUGUACAUGUGAAUAGAAUAUUGUGUUUUUCACAUCUUAAAGAGAUGUUAUGUGGAAAUAAAAUAUUUAUCCUAACUCUU
Molecule: messenger RNA, 8207 nt
Organism: Hemicordylus capensis (graceful crag lizard)
Lineage: Eukaryota; Metazoa; Chordata; Lepidosauria; Squamata; Cordylidae
Gene: SLC4A10
Product: solute carrier family 4 member 10
Exons: 26
Coding region: 447-3866 (1139 amino acids)
Biological process (GO): monoatomic anion transport; bicarbonate transport; transmembrane transport
Cellular component (GO): plasma membrane; basolateral plasma membrane
Molecular function (GO): sodium:bicarbonate symporter activity; solute:inorganic anion antiporter activity; monoatomic anion transmembrane transporter activity
Source: RefSeq, a predicted model, not a curated record